AGGAAGUACUUUCGGUUCGCUGCAGCUAACAGCCCCGGAUAGCGCAGAGCAGUGAGAGUGUGUGACAGCAAAGUUUUGUCACGGAGAACAUUUGUGCGUCCAGCGGCCUCGUGUGUGUUUCUAACACACGUGAGGGGACGUCGUGUUCAGCAGGAAGCUGCGUCGCAGAGAGGAGACGAGGGGAAACUGUGUGCCAUGGAAAUGCCGCUCACACCACUGUCUGAUAGGCCAUGAUAGGCUUGUCGAGUUAUGCAGGGGUUAUGGAAAGUCUAAUGAAUUCUGCUGAAGAGCAGCAACCCUCCUCUCCCCUGGCCAAGGCAUUGUCAAAGAAGCAGGAACCGAGCAAGCAUCCAAAGCCAAAAGGUGUUGGUGGAUUUGUUUUAGUGCAUGCAGGAGCAGGAUACCACUCUGAAUCCAAGGCCAAGGAGUACAAGCAUGUGUGCAAAAGAGCAUGCCAGCGAGCUGUGGACCAGCUCAAAGCUGGGGCUCUUGCAGUGGAAGCAGUGGCUGCAGCGCUGGUUGAACUUGAGGAUUCUCCUUUUACAAACGCGGGCAUGGGCUCCAACCUGAACUUGUCAGGGGAAAUUGAAUGUGAUGCAAGUAUCAUGGAUGGGAAGUCGCUACAUUAUGGAGCUGUUGGUGCUAUUAGUGGUAUUAAGAACCCAGUCUUGAUUGCAAACCGUCUAAUGACUGAAGCACAGAAAGGGAAACUCUCAGCUGGCAGAAUACCACCCUGCUUUUUAGUGGGGCGAGGCGCACACGACUGGGCCGUCAGCCAUGGAAUACCACCAUGCCCCUCAGAGAAAAUGGCCACCAAAUUCAGUUUGUCUGCGUACAAGAGGAACAAGCGGAAGAUGGAGCUGGCAGAGAAAAUGGACACAGGAGAGAAUCCGAAAAAGAAACGAAGACAAUCAAGUGAAAAUGUGAGUUCUGUGGAGAAUGGUUCUGGGUGUCUCGACACUGUGGGAGCUGUUGUGGUGGACCUGGAAGGGAAUGUAGCAGCAGCAGUGUCGAGUGGAGGCCUGGCGAUGAAACACCCUGGCAGGGUCGGCCAGGCUGCCCACUACGGAUGUGGCUGCUGGGCUGAAAAUGCCUGUAAUAUGAACCCUUACUCCACAGCAGUGAGUACCUCAGGUUGCGGAGAGCAUCUGAUUCGCACCAUGCUGGCACGGGAAUGCUCCACUGCCAUGCAGUCUGAUGAUGCCCACCAAGCACUGCUGGAUGCUAUGCAAAACAAGUUCAUCAGCUCCCCCUUUCUGGCCAGUGAAGACCGUGUUUUGGGAGGAGUAAUUGUCCUGCGGUGCUGCAGAUGUGUGGAAACCCAGCCAUCUCCAAAUAUUCAGGGUAUACUGGUGGAGUUCCUAUGGAGUCACACCACAGAGAGCAUGUGUGUUGGCUACAUGUCGGCCCAAGAUGGCAAAGCUAAGACACACAUAUCCAGAUUACCACCCGGGACUGUUCCUGGACAGUCUUUGGCCAUCGAGGGAGGUGUGUGCCGACUGAUGAGCGUAGUGGAGUGAGCCACAUCCGCCCUCCUGGGCUUCUUCAGCAAUACUCCAAAACAUACCCUUUCACACACACACAUGCACACACAACCCUCACCCCCACCGCUUUAGCUGUUUUAACUAGAGCAUGACCAAUACUGGAUGUUAAGACUGAUACAGUUUUAUUGUUUCUCUUCACCUGCCCAGAAACUACAAAUGCUAUACACUUUAUAUAUACAGUAGGACGAGUGUGAGGUCCUUGCUGGACAAACGGACGCUUGUCCCAGCAGCGCGAAGAGUGAAAGUGAUACAGAUGUUAUGCAGAGGAGGGUAAAAACGUUAUGGUUGUUUUGACCGAUCACCGACAUGGUCAGAGAGAGAGAGAUAGAGACAGACGGACAGACAGAAAGAGCGAGCGAGCAAUGCUCCUCUUUUAUGUCAUUAUGAGAAGUGUUCAAAGUUUUCAGAUCACUAUUUCAAAAUUUUCGAAAGCAUCUUUUUCCGCAUAACAUUUUGUAAAAAUACAUUUUCCCAUUAGCACAUAUCAGACGCCCUGUCUGCCAGGAUACAGUAUCUGUGAUAGGCCGAUAUCAGCUGAUAAGAUCUGUUGACCGACGUAUCGGUCGGGCUCUAGUUCUAACAGGUGUCUAGAAAGGACGGAGGGGGGUUAGCUUCUAUUUAGUGCACUUACGGGACUUCCCUUUGCCACUGUCUGCCUCCAGCAUGUACUCUAUGCCAACUUACUCCCAGGCUCUUCAGUGUCACCUGGAUUAGACUUGAUGCACCAUGUCUUUCUUUGUUACUCUUUUCCAACUAAAAGUGACGUCCUUCCUUUUGUAUAUAAGCUAUGAGGAUUUAGGAAAACAGGGUGGAUUUUUUUCGUUUUAUUUUGUAUCGCUGAGCAGAUGUGACUAUUUUCAAAAGCAAGAUUGUAUUUUGUUCUCAAAAUACUUUUCAUGGUUAAAAAAAAGAUGUCAGAUUGCACCUUGUGGAAAGCCUGCUACUCAAAACAAUUGUUACGAAUGAAGCAUUUGUAGCUGCGACAGUUAGUGAUGAUAACAGCAUUUUUACAAUGUUAACAUGUACAGACCAGCUUCCAUGUACUCGUGAAGGCAUAUUGUUAUUAACCCUGCAGCUUUACUCCAUACUGUAGCAUAAUGUGCAUUUUAGGUCAAGUAUAGCAUGUAUGGAUUCUACAGUACGCAACUGAGACAGAUGAAGAAGCAGGAAGCUAUUGGAUAUAUAUAUAUAUAUCACACACACGCACAUAUGUGUGUGGAUGUUUGUGUGUGUGUGUGUGUAUGUAUACAGAAUACUGUU
Hippoglossus stenolepis (Pacific halibut) is the source of this 2804-nucleotide messenger RNA. It is a transcript of the gene tasp1, whose product is annotated as taspase, threonine aspartase, 1. Lineage: Eukaryota; Metazoa; Chordata; Actinopteri; Pleuronectiformes; Pleuronectidae. Bases 231 to 1520 code for a protein of 429 amino acids. The transcript is spliced from 14 exons. Gene Ontology annotation, biological process: protein maturation. The record is from RefSeq and is a predicted model, not a curated record. Gene Ontology annotation, molecular function: threonine-type endopeptidase activity.